This is a messenger RNA of Juglans regia (Persian walnut), 543 nucleotides long. RefSeq lists its product as uncharacterized. Lineage: Eukaryota; Viridiplantae; Streptophyta; Magnoliopsida; Fagales; Juglandaceae. Bases 1 to 543 code for a protein of 180 amino acids. The record is from RefSeq and is a predicted model, not a curated record. The transcript has a single exon.
AUGAGUGUGUUCAAGAUUUCUAGCAAACUGAGUCAAGAGAUAUCAUCCAUGUUGGCAAAAUUCUGGUGGGGAAGUAAUCAGGAAAGUAGAGGUGUGCAUUGGAAAAGUUGGGGAUUUAUGGGAAGGUCAAAGGGUGAUGGAGGGAUGGGUUUCACAGAGAUAGAACAUUUCAAUUUAGCUUUACUAGCUAAACACAGUUGGAGAUUUUUGUUGGACUCUAUAUCUCUGGUGGGAAGGGUAUAUAGAAGUAAAUAUUUCAGAGAAACAAAUAUACUUGAUGCAAAAUUAGGUGCUUCUCCAUCAUUGAUAUGGAGGAGUGUUUGGUUGGCUACUUAUCUACUGAAAGAAGGUUUAAGGUGGAGAGUAGGAAAUGGAAAGAAGAUUAAUGUAUGGGGACAAAAAUGGUUACCAAAACCUACAACAUAUUGUGUUCAAUCUUUUGGUAUAUCUCUGAGUAAGGAAGCAAAAGUAUCUGAUUUAAUGAUAGAAGAAUUGAAUAUAUGGAAUGAUGAGCUGAUAAAGGAGAAUUUUGAUAAAGAAUAA